Messenger RNA from Choloepus didactylus (southern two-toed sloth), 5058 nucleotides. It is a transcript of the gene SNX19, whose product is annotated as sorting nexin 19. The record is from RefSeq and is a predicted model, not a curated record. Gene Ontology annotation, molecular function: phosphatidylinositol binding. NCBI's taxonomy places the organism in Eukaryota, Metazoa, Chordata, Mammalia, Pilosa, Megalonychidae. The coding region runs from base 542 to 3550 and encodes 1002 amino acids. Gene Ontology annotation, cellular component: early endosome membrane; intracellular membrane-bounded organelle. The transcript has 11 exons.
GUGCCGACCGGAAGCGGAUUGCUGGGGCCGUCCUCUGUCCGCUGACGCUUGUGCGCCGCGGCCAGGCGGGCGGACACCAAAUGCGGGCGUCCAGCGUCGGGGGUUCGGUCUUGGCUCCCGCCCCCACGCCGGGCUCCGAGCGGUCCCGGCCUGCAGCGGCCUUCGGGCUUCUGUAAGUGUGGGGGGCCUGAAGGUCCCUGCGCCGCCCUCGCCGGGGCAGCUGAGCGGCGUCCGACCGGUGCUAUGAAGGUGCAGGCUUGUUCUUGAAAAUAGCGUCUCUGCCGGAGGCACUUAGUUUGAGGGCGAUGUCGGCGGUAGGGUAGAGGUGAGACAGUUGCCUCUAGCUUUGCAGUUCCUGUAGGACUUUGAGAGCCAGAAGCACCGGCCUCCUUAUCCGAAUAGCAUCCGGGUUUCCUCACAGCCACUACAUAGCCUAAUGCCUCUGCCCCUAGUCCUGAAGUUCCUAGACAGUAAGUGCCGAGGAUUCCCGUAAAAUAGAAAGAGGGCAGUCGUCUCGGGGAACCACUUGGUUCUCUCAGCCAUGAAGGCAGAGACAGUGCCACCAUGCCAGGACUCCCCAGCCGGGUCCGCCAGUAGCCUUAAUAAUCUAUUGAGUAGCCGGAAGCUGAUGGCUGUGGGAGUCGUGCUCGGCUGGCUACUUGUCAUCCACCUCCUGGUCAAUGUGUGGCUUCUCUGCCUUCUGUGUGCAUUGCUAGUGGUGCUGGGAGGCUGGCUUGGCCCAAAUGCCAUCUUGGGGGCUUCAGGCCGACUGCACUUGGAACGUUUCAUCCCAGUGACCGUCUGCCCUCCCAACCCUGAGGCAGAGGGGCAGCUGGAACAGGAGAUCAACCGUACCAUCCAGAUGAUUAUUCGGGACUUUGUGUCAUCCUGGUAUCGCUUAGUGAGCCAGGAGCCAGCCUUUGAGGAAGAGAUGGAAGCAGCCAUGAAAGGGUUGGUCCAGGAGCUCAGGAAGAGGAUGGGUGUGGUGGACAAUCAUGCUCUUGCCCAGAGAGUCCUCACUCUCUGUGGUUGUCAUCUGCAGAGCUACAUUCAGGCCAAGGAGGCCACUGCAGGGAAACAGAGUGGUCCAGUUGAGCCCUCGCAGCUCUGGGAGGCCUACUGUCGAGUUACUGCCCCACAUCCCGCUGUUCAGAGCCCCACGGCUGAGGUGGCCUAUACCCGUGGCAUUGUGAAUUUGUUGCUGCAAGAACUAGUUCCCAAACCCCACUUGGAGACCCGGACUGGACGCCACGUAGUGGUUGAACUCAUCACUUGCAAUGUAAUCUUGCCACUGACCAGCAGGCUGUCUGAUCCUGACUGGGUACACCUUGCACUCGUGGGCAUCUUUUCCAAGACCAGAGAUGGUCCAGCACAAAAGGCUGAACCACUCUGCUCAGCCAGUGCCCUGGAACAGCCUUCAGUGCCCAAAUCUCUGCCACUGCCUGUUCAGGUGGAGAGUCUGCCAGAUGUGAGAGCCGCUCCUCUGGUAGCAGCCCCAGUGCUCCUAACCUGCAGUGAGCCGGACAGCCCUUCUGGCCACUCCCCAGAGGUGGAAGAAGGCCAUGAAGCUAUAGAGGAAGAUUUGAGUGGGGUGCCAGAAGAAAGAAAAGUAGGAAGCAACCCAUCUCAUUUCCUACAGCCGGACACUCGAGGCCCCCUGUUCAUAUGUGAAGACUCAGAGCUGGAGUCUCCACUAUCUGAACUGGGCAGAGAAACCAUCAUGCUCAUGGCCCCAGGUAACUUCCUCUCUGACAGGCUCCAGGAUGCCCUAUGUGCCCUUGGGGAGUCCCAGGCUCUGGGGCCUAAGGACAGUGAGACAUCUGAAGGAAUUGAGGGAGCAGAGGCUGAGGAGGGGCCAGGGACAGAAACAGAGAAAUGCCUUAUGGUCUCCCUGCCAAAAUCCUGCCCAGAGAUCCAGAUCGACACAACGGAUAAGGAGGUAGAAAAAGGAACUGUCACCCCUUUGACAGCUUUGCUAGAGGGUCCAGAAAGGACCUGUCCCCCACGACCUUCAUGCUUAGAGAAGGAUCUCUCUGAUGGUGUGAGCUCUCUAGAUCCUAAUCUGUCACAGGUUCUGCUCUCCUCCUCUCCAACUGGUUCUCUCCAUUCAGCCACCUUCAGCUUUGAGUCCCUCAGCAGUCCAGAUGGCCCAGUCAUCAUCCAGAAUCUUCGUAUCACUGGCACCAUUACUGCCCGGGAGCACAGUGGCACUGGAUUCCACCCAUAUACGCUGUACACCGUGAAGUAUGAGACAGCCCUGGACAGUGAGAACAAUAGCGGCCUGCAACAGUUGGCCUACCACACCGUGAAUCGCCGCUACCGGGAGUUCUUGAAUCUGCAGACCCGUCUGGAGGAGAAACCAGAGCUACGAAAGUUCAUCAAAAAUGUGAAAGGUCCUAAGAAACUCUUUCCAGACCUUCCAUUUGGAAACAUGGAUAGUGACAGAGUAGAAGCCCGGAAGAGCCUCCUAGAAUCAUUCCUAAAACAACUAUGUGCUAUUCCUGAGAUUGCUAACAGUGAGGAGAUGCAAGAGUUCCUUGCUCUGAAUACAGAUGCUCGAAUUGCUUUUGUCAAGAAACCGUUCGUGGUCUCCAGAAUAGACAAGAUGGUGGUGAGUGCUAUCGUGGACACCCUGAAGACAGCAUUUCCUCGCUCUGAACCCCAGAGUCCCACCGAGGAGCUGAGUGAGGCUGAGACAGAAAGCAAGCCUCACGCAGAAGGCAAGAAGGCUAACAAGUCCAGACUGAGGUUCUCAUCCAGUAAAAUUGCUCCAGCCCUGAAUACGACUGAAGCACAUGAGAAGGUUCUCUAUUGUUUCCGAGAAGGCAAUGUGGAGCCAGAGAUCCUAUCCCUGUCUGGAAUGGAAUCCUUUAUUGAAAACCAGAGCAAGUUACUAGAAACACAGCCAGAGGAAGCCCCAGAAAAAGAUCCUGAACAAAUCCCCAAAGGAUGUGUGGAUCACGGCUUCUCAGGUGCACCUGCACCUGCCCAAGACCUCAGCAACAGUGAUCCAGGGACAGAGACAGAGUUAGCUGACACAGCCCUGGAUCUGCUCCUCUUGGUGCUGAUGGAACAGUGGAGGUGGCUGUGUACUGAAAACAUGCAGAAAGUUCUUCAUCUUGUCUUUGGGACCCUAAUUCAGAGGUGGCUAGAGGUGCAGGUUGCUAAUCUAACAUGUCCACAGCGCUGGGUGCAGUACCUGCGGCUCCUUCAGGAGGCCAUCUGGCCCGGCGGGUCUCUUCCUGAGGCACCACGGCCUGUGAGGACCCAGGAGCAGCGGGCGGCUGCUGAGAAGCAGGCCCUGCAGAGCCUCAUGGGGGUCCUGCCAGAUAUUGUGGUAGAAAUCCUUGGGGUGAACAAAUGUCGGCUAAGCUGGGGUCUCGUCCUGGAGUCACUACAGCAACCCCUCAUCAACAGGCAUUUGAUUUACUGCCUUUGGGACAUCAUCCUGGAAUUCUUGGAUCUCUCUGCCUCUGCUGAGGAGUCUACCACAGCCACCUCUGCCGCUGAUUCCCCAGGCAACCCCAGGAGUGUGGGUGUCUCCCCUUAGCUCUGGGCUGUUCACACAUCCUAGAAACGUCAGGGAAGACGGUUAUUUAGCCACCCAGAAAGCAGUCAGAAAGCCUGUACCCUGGGGGACGGGGCUGCCUCUGAGAAUGCCUGGGAUCUCCCCCAGCUCCACUCCAUCUGUAGCAGGCCACAGGAGGGAUAUGUGUACCACUUCAUGUAUAUCCAUUUCCAUAGUGUUUUUGAGGUGUCCAAAUUGUUGCUGGUGGGUAGAUCCUGUUUCCUGUGGAACAGGACACUGUGAGUUAAAGAAAUGAGCCCUCUUUUGCCUUUCCCAUCACCCCCUUCCCUAAGAUAGUGGUCUUCCUGUAACCUGGCCCUAUGUACACAUGGGCCUGACCCACCAACACAUAAACUUGAGAUAGAACAGGAAAAACUAUCACUAGGUGCUUGGGGGAGAAGACAGUCUUCUGAGCUCUCUGCUCCCACCAGGGAACUGCAGGUUUCUUCAGGUCCACCCUCAACAGCCAAUCCGCUGGGUCCUACCUGGUUUCCCAACAGUUCCAAGAGAAGGUGGUUGGGGGGAGAGAUUUCUCCAGGGACUCCUCUUUGCUUGUUGGCUCUUUUCCAACCCAUCAGCCUUAUGGAGGAUGCCGUGAAGGCUGCUUCCCUGGGUGGUUACACUUUUCCUGCCCAGAAGACUUCAAACAAGCCUGCCAAAGCUUCUGGUAAAUGCACCCCACCCUUCACACCCUUUCCUGAAAGGGAGUUGCAUCACAGAUUUUAUUCAUUAGCUUUUUUCCUGACCCCCUUCCCAGGAGCAAUUGAGUUUUUGCCUUUAUGACCUUCUCUCUGUGUGUCUUCAACAAAAUUUCAUGACAAGUGGCAUACUCCACCUCUGCCCUUCCAAAGAAGGAAAAAACACUUGCCCAUGGCUGAGAAUACCCAAACAGUAUGCACCCCAGGGGAAUGAGUGAGGUGUGCUGUCUUCACCAGUCCUGGCACGGAACUUUUACUCAGAACAGAAAAUAUUAGCAAACCUGCAGGGAAUUGGUUACCCACAAAAAAACUUUCUACUCACUAUUUCUUAGGGUCUAAUUAAUUUUUAAGAAUGCCAGCAAUGAAGGCAAAGGCUCCGUGUCAGGCCACAGUGUCUGUUAGAAAGAUGGAACAAUCAGAAGGAGUUGGUAGGAAAGGAGGCAGAGGAGUAUCACGGGAAAGUGGUACGAGUUAAACACGUGUGAACAGUCGAGGAAGGUGGGCUAACAGGCACCGCUGGGAGGCCUCUGCUCUCCCCUCUGCACUUUAGUUUCUGCCUUGCCUGACAGCCCUGCUUCUGCUGGGUUAGGCACCCCCCACCUGGAGGAAGGGCUUGGAGCUAGGCUGCUGAGAACAGGCUGGGGCUGGAAUAAGCAUCAAGAUUCCCUUAGACUCUGGAGUCGGUAAUGAGCACACAGUAAACUGGUUGUGGAAGAAAGUUGUGAAAUCUUUUUGCUUUUUUGUCUUCUGGAAGCUUUUAACCACAAAACGUGUUCUGUUGUAUUUUUGAUA